AUGCCUCCGAGGCUGCCUGAAGCUUGGGAUGAGACGGACGAUUGGACCGAGGUUACAGAUGCAAAAGAGCGGCGCAGGCGGCAAAAUCGCCUGCAUCAGAGAGUCCACCGACGGAAGAGGCACAUCAAGGCAUUGGCAUCAACUCAGGCAUCAGACGCGGUGGCAAAUGAUGCCAGUGCUACACUUCUCCCUAUCUACAGUACGGACGACAGAACAAACCAGGCUCAUGCAUCAGUCCAGAACAUGUCAAUAUUCUACCUACUGCGGUGCCCGGGACUUCAAGCUCAGGCACGGGAAUUCUUGAAGAAGGCUGCAGUCGAUUGGAUCAUCAGCAUGCCCAUACCUAAAGAUCUUCCCACCCUGACCCGACUGAAUGCUUUCAACGUGUUGGCCAGAAAUGCCCAGAUUUUGCACAUCCCCGUUGAAUGUCUGGAGAGCGAUGAGGAUGACUCUCCGCUUUUUCGGCUGGAUUCCGAUUCUCGAGAGCCUACCCUUGCGCUGCCCACCAGUCUUUCUCCUACAGCCCUCCAACAAACAAUUAAGCACCAUCCCUGGCUGGAUUUGUUCCCCUUUCCAAAGCUCAGGGACAACAUCCUUUUAGCCCUACAAGGUGGUCAGCAUGAUGAGGAAGAAAUGAUUCACGAACUCGUUUGCGAUUUCCUCAACCUCUCAGCUACCGGUAGCGCCGUGUUGAUAAUUUGGGGAGAUUGUUGGGAUGAAAAUGGGUGGGAAUUUAGUUCAGAGUUCUUUGAUAGAUGGAGGGAUUUACUGGAUGGCUGUAGUGAUAUUUUGCAAGUUACAAAUGCUUGGAGAGCAAAGCGCGGGGCGCUUCCGCUUGAUUAUAUUCUCAAUUAA
This is a messenger RNA of Aaosphaeria arxii CBS 175.79, 855 nucleotides long. RefSeq lists its product as uncharacterized. The transcript has 2 exons. The record is from RefSeq and is a predicted model, not a curated record. NCBI's taxonomy places the organism in Eukaryota, Fungi, Ascomycota, Dothideomycetes, Pleosporales. The coding region runs from base 1 to 855 and encodes 284 amino acids.